AAUAUACAUUCUACAUCUUUGUCCUCGAGGCUCACAUCAGUACUGGUGCAUCAAUGGGGUCUUCCGCAUGUAGAUUAAAGCGGCGCUAUGUCAUGUGAAAACAUCUGCACCACAUCUAGACACAUAAACGAAGUUCAUUUACUACCUUGUAAUUCUACCUAACAUGGCUUCUCCUUCAAGCUCAAAGUACUAUGUGAUAAUAGGCGCCAGUCGAGGAAUUGGCCUCGAAUUCGCUCGACAGUUACUCGUAGCAUCACCCACCAAUAUCGUCAUCGCCACUCAUCGAUCCAGUAAACCACCGCAGACUUUGCGUGAAUUGGAUAAGCAAUUCCAGGAGCCGCCUAGAUUAUGGACAGUUAAUUGUGAUGUUACCGAUGAACAGACUAUCGAAAGUCUUUGUCCCGAUAUACGGGGUUUGUCGUGGGGGAAUCCUAUUGAGGCUGUCAUUGUUAAUGCUGGGGUCUUGGAAUGGCCGAAUAGAGUGCUUGGAGGGUAAGUUAGACUGUUUCUGGGAUGGGCAUCUGCUCUACGUUUGAGAUUUUUGUUGUAUGCAUAAUGGGAUUGAGCACUUUUCACGCAAUGGGCGCCAGGACGUAUCCCGGUCAUUCCAUACAACGACCUCGCAACUCGGCAAAUGAGUGUUUGACGAAUGGUUCAUAACCCUUUUACCGUUUCUGGAUUAGAUCGGCGAGUAUAUAGUACUAACAGUCACUCCUUUCAUUUGGAAAGAACCUCCCAGUCCUACAAUCACCACUUUCAGACUAAUACCAUCGGACCACUACUUGCCGCCAAACACCUUCUCUCCAUACCUGGAUCUCGGAUCUCCAAUAUCGUAUUCAUAUCCUCUGAUUCUGGCUCCGCUGUAAAUUUCCGCUCAUUCGAAGAUGGUUUCGCUGCAUAUGCUGCUUCUAAAGCUGCGCUGAAUAUGGGAUUACGUGUAAGUUACUCUUCCCCCUCUGGAUAGCCCUCUUUUCGCAACUAUACACCCAAAUACCAUUAUUCUUCCUUCCUCACACGUUCCUGGAUAUAGCACUUAGCCGCCGAGCUGCAUAGAGAAAAAGGUUCCGAGGCUCCAAUUAUUUUAGCUCUUCAUCCUGGUGAAGUAAAUACGGAUAUGGCGAAAGAUGUAGAGCUACCUUGGGAAGUCAAAGGGGUUAUAGAAGUUGGUGAGAGUGUAAGGGGAUGUUUGAAGGUGAUAGGGGAGAAGGGAAGAGGUGGAAUUGAUGAGGGUGGAAAAUCGACUGCUUGGGCGGCGGGGAUAUCAGAAGAGGUAGGGGCAGCAACAUUUUGGACAUGGGAUGGGAGAAGACAUCCUUGGUGAUCUAAGUUGGAAAGAAAAUCACCGUUUUAGUUUAAGGGUAUUUAUUUACCGCUCAAGUGUUUAUUAUUUCUCUGUUUUGGCACUUUUGACGUCUAUUUUGAAUGAAAUAUAUAAUAGCUUCUAGUUUAAGUUCUAGCAAAUUACCAACAUCUACCAAUUAUUC
This is a messenger RNA of Sclerotinia trifoliorum, 1484 nucleotides long. The record is from the annotation of a GenBank genome assembly. Lineage: Eukaryota; Fungi; Ascomycota; Leotiomycetes; Helotiales; Sclerotiniaceae.